Nymphalis io (European peacock) is the source of this 5907-nucleotide messenger RNA. RefSeq names its product activating molecule in BECN1-regulated autophagy protein 1-like. The coding region runs from base 209 to 5104 and encodes 1631 amino acids. Gene Ontology annotation, cellular component: intracellular membrane-bounded organelle. Gene Ontology annotation, molecular function: protein binding. The transcript is spliced from 14 exons. Gene Ontology annotation, biological process: autophagy. The record is from RefSeq and is a predicted model, not a curated record. Lineage: Eukaryota; Metazoa; Arthropoda; Insecta; Lepidoptera; Nymphalidae.
UGAAUGUUUGCCGAACGAGUUUCAUUAAGAAUUUUGUAUCGUGAAACCAAAAUCAUAGUCAUUUCAAUAAAGAAAAAUAAUUUACAAGUUUAAUUAAUGCAAUCUAGCAAACUAUAAUACGUCUAUACAAACAUUUUCUAUUAUAAUUACAAUAUGAUCCAGAUUUCUUCGUUCUUUACUUCACCUUUUUUCAUAAAUUAUUAAGGUAAUGGAUCCAGUGUUAGAUAAUGAAUGGCUUGGAUCUAAGAAUGAUGCAGUUGAUGAAGCCCAAAAUGUGGGCAAUGUUGUCAGAAGUUGGCAAUGGAGGGAGAGAGGGAUUGACCCCUUAAAUUCCCCUCCCAACAAGACUGUACUUGAAAAUGUUGCUGAGGAUAUACUUGUACAGAAACCACUUAAAAUAAGAUGCUGUGACUUACCAGGGUAUCCACGAUCAACUUAUCUCAUGGUAUUUAGUCCAGAUGGAACUAAAGUUGCAUCUACCCAUGGAAACCACAAUGUAUAUGUAUCCGAGUUGGCAAGCGGCAAGCAUGUUAGAAUAUUGAAAGGUCAUCCACGAACACCGUGGUGCGUCGCAUUUCAUCCUUCUCAUCCUCAACUAAUUGGAUCAGGUUGCCUCGGUGGUCAAGUGAGAGUGUGGGAUAUAUCUAGUGGUGGCAGCGAAGUUUGGAAUGUAAGAAAUGAAACAGUCAUAGCUUCUAUAGCAUUCCAUCCUAGAGAACAAUUAUUAGUUAUUGGUACAUACAAUGAACUCUACUUUUGGGAUUGGAGUCAACCCGCACCGUUUACCAAAGUUUCUACGAAUAAUAUCAACGAAAAAGUCAGAUAUGUGGCUUUCGAUUCUCUCGGCUAUAAACUAAUAACAGGAAUAUCGUUGAGAGCAACAGUUGCGGGAAUGAGCAGUUCUGUUCUGCAACAAAAUUCAACCCUAAAUCCUACGAACAACCAAAGCAAUGUAAGAAGAGACGACACUGACAAUAGUCCAGGAAACAACAGACCUCAGGACAAUUCUGGUUCCACACAGGAUAUUAUUGUGAAUUCUUAUCAAAAUUUAGUGCAAAGAUACGAUAGCCUUGUGAGGAAUUAUCAACGGCUCUUUAUGGUCCGGCACAGACUAACAGCCACCCCACCUCCACCUAGCACGAUGGACCGCGGUACUGAUCCUAUGGAAACGGACCCGUCGCCGGAAGCGACAAGUUUCACGCGCACGGUGCCAACAUCACAAGCAUCUGCACCGCAAAACGAAGAUGAAAAUCCGCCUGCAAGUUUAUCUAAUAAUAUACAAGAGAAUGCUGAAAAUGAAGAUGGAGAAGGAAGUAGCCGUCUCCUUAAUCUUGAUGCCUUGUCUUUUGACAGUGGCCCUGCUAGGGAGCGAAACUUAGACCGUCACGUACAUUCUUUAUUUGGAUCACGACCUUCUGCAUUCCACCCUCUUAAUGAUAAUCCUGGAAGAUCAUUUAGAACAGUUGACCAAAACGAAAGAGCGUCUAGACUGUUGCCAAAUCCCUUUUCAUCGACGAGUGGUUCACAGCGACCAAGCAUAAUUUCUUUCACAAGUAGUCCAUCGACACAAACAACUGAUAAUGUUUCCAAUACGUCGCGCACAAGUAUAUUUCCAGCUUAUAGGCCAGAUUCUCCAUCGAUUCUAGACUUGUCACCGCGCAGAUGGAGCGGCAAUCGGCGAAUUUUUGUUUCAGUGCCAAACGAAAACUCGUCAACUCUCACUGACAAUGUUUCUCCUACGAAUACUCCGCCUGCACAGGAGACACCGGUCGCUUCCGCAGCAAAUUCUACCCAGAGGCCAUCCACCUCUUACUCUUCUUCCCAAACCCAGUCUUCUGCACCCGUAGAUGCGCAAACCAUCAAUGAAAGCCUCGAUUUGAUACGAGAUAUUUUAAGAGAUUCUGGUACAAGGCUUUUGAAUUUGAUAACAAAUAUGUCACUUUCAACGUUAGCCAGUGUCGAGGACGAGUUACCCCGCCGUACUAGAACGACUAGGACACAAUCUGACAACAACAAUGAUGGAGAAAGUCCCCGAGAGACCCCGCCGCGUGCUCGCAUUUUUAGCUCGCACUUACGCCCUGGAUUCCUAUCAACUAGCUCUGAAUCGGACAGUGAUCAGUCUCCAGAAGUGAAUAUUUUCAGAACUAGGAAUUCUACAUUUAGAGAAGAUGACACCACGGAACCAGAGAGGCCUACUGCAGAACCAUCAACUUCUGCAGUUCCUGAAAGACCUUUAAAUCCUACAGAUAGGCUGGUUUUCGAUCUAGAUGAUUCCAGGACGCAAAAUGCUAAUUCUGAGACAGGCGGUAUAAACGUUUCAGCCCACAGCAGUCGAUUUCGAGUUCGAACUCAAAGUAACGCUCCUAGUGAGGGCCCCAGCACAAGCAAUCCUGAAGGCCCGAACACCCAAGAAAAUCAACCUCAAAACAAUACCAAUGAAUUCAACCCCAACAGGCCGUCUACCAGCAGAGACAAUUUUUGGGCUAACGGUUGCGUAGUACCACCGGAUGAGGCAUUUAGAAAAGUAAGAGCAGGUGUAAGUACGUUGCAGAAGCACACUAUGCAACUCACGAACAUGUGGCUGCGAGGUAAUCGGACGACGAUGCCAGAAUUGCGUAAUAUGUGGGAGAACCUACGCAGAAGGAUAUUAAUGUUACAUAGAGAAACGGGCCGACAAGACUUACCGAGCUAUUAUACGAGGUCACUUUUAGAAAGAUGUAUGAUGCUAACUGAAAUUACGGAAAGAGUUACCCGUGGUAGCAGGAGUGCAAGACCAACGAAUAAUAGUAAUCAAGGAAAUUCCGAGAAUGCUAGAAACUCGGAAUCUCCUCGAGAUGAGCCGACUGCUUCAGAAAAUAGUAAUGUUCCUACAGAAGCUGAACAAAAUCCUUCAAGAGAAAAUACAAAUGACAAUCGACAGCCACAGGCAAGUAGAACUUCUCAAACGAGACCUAAUAUUCGUUCAUCUCCAUCGCUUAGGAGAAGAUUACAAUCCAGUUAUCGAUGGAGGCCAGAAGAUGAACUGAGACGACGAUCGAGACAUUCUGCUGCUAACAGAUUGUCUAAUAGAUAUUUAAACAGGCCGCGUAGGGAUUUUGCGAGAGCUAUAGAAAUAAGCGCGACAAGACAUGAAAUACGCAUGCGAGCUAUGCAAGUGCUCUCUGUUAUGUUUAAUAUGAUGAUGAUGUGCUUGGAGGAGCGCGGCUUAAGUCAAUUAAUUAUAAAUAUGUUACGUACUUUAAAAAAGGCAUUAGCACUGACAUGCUUAAUGUUAAUGACAAACAGAAACAACGGACGUGCGAGUAAUAAUUCUUCGCCUCAACGCGUGGAUUCAUUGAACGUUAUUCGCUUGGAGAAUGUCGACCACACUGGCCCUGUCAACGUAGACGGCCCGGAUGAAUCACCACAUCAUUCUAUUCCAAGUGAAGAAGAUCGUACUGAAGAAGAUCGUUCGCAAAGCAAUGCUAAUAAACGAAUAAAAAUAGAGACAUCACCAACUACUCAACCUACACCUGUCGAAAUUAGUGCACUAGAAAAUGCAAAUCCACCUGCCCCAAUCGUAACUCAAAGCAAUUCGAGUGCAAUUCAGGCAUGGAGUAAUCGUCUCGCCGUACAGAUUGCAGCUGCUAACAGAAAUAAUUCUGCAACUGCCAGGAAUAGACGGGAGCUAUAUAUUGAAAGUAGGCGUUUGAAAGCUUUGCAUAAAACAAAUCCAAACGCUCAUCCGAUGAUUAAAAAGAAGGCUCUUCCUCCGGCAUCAACUUACAGAAUCCCGACACUGCGUUUACUACCUAGUAGAAGAAUUCCUAGGACUUUAGCUGCAUCAAGAACUUCGCAGAGCACAGAACCCAUCGCCGGUCCUUCCGGUAUACUAUCUGGUAACGAUGGUGGGCCGACUGGUCAUUCGCGAUUGCCUCCUGACGUUAUGAAUGAAUUCGAACAUAGAAUAAAUUUAAUACGAAUGGCACAUAUGCAAGCGGUUAGAUUACGUAACGCCGCACGAAGCAGGUUUCGGCGUCUUCAAACAAUUCGAUUAUAUACUCCAUCGUCAGUUCGCGAAAUGUUUACGUUACAGCCGGACAGUGAAAACCCGCACGAAAACAGAUCUCCUUUGCAAAGUAAUUCGGACACUAAUCGUCGUUCUUUCACUUCCUACGAUUACAGGCCGCAUAUUCUCACCCGAGAACGCAUUUUCUCUAGAGGAUCUGCUAACAGACCUUCUCAGGAGUCUGGUGAAUUCCAUGCGGUUAUAACCAAUGCGACUGUACCGCUGAUGCAAGUCGGCGAUCUCAGUAUCAAUAACCCCGACGCUCAAGGGAAUCAAAACCAGAGACUACCGCGAAUCCAUGAGUAUUUGCAACCGAUAAUACUAGCUCAAAAUGCUAUGGUGGUGGACGACGAGGGCAAUGCGGAAGGCGGUGGAGGUAGCAGUGGUGGGGGUGGUGGUGGAGGAAGAGGUCCCGGGGGCGGGGGACCAGGUGGAGGGGGAGGUCUAGGGGGAGUUCGGCGUAUGACCGGUAUGGCCGGACUGCUUGAUGCGGGAAUCAUUUCCGAAGCACUACCCGCGUCGUCGCAUCGGGUGCAAGCCUGGGAUUUCACUACGGGUAAAACUCCGGAUAUCGCAGAUAGUUCAAAAAAUGUGGUGGUUCAGAGAUGCCGAAUACACAAUGACGCUAGCAUCGACAUAUCCAAAGACGGGAGGCUCUUGGUUGCCUUGCUACCGGUGCCUCGACUCAGAAAUACCAAUCAUUGGUUAGGCGUGUACUCGCUGGAGUGGUCGCGCCUGGGCCAGUGCCUGCACACGGCGGUGCUGGAGCAGAGCGCGGUGUCGGUGGCGCUGUCGCCCACGGCGCGCCACCUGGCGGUGGGGCUGGGCUCGCGCCGGUUCACGUCCGCGCCGCACGCGCGCACUAACGUGUUCGCGCUGCUCUACCGCCUCGACCCCCUGGAGAGUUCGAGUCGAACCGGUUUGUCGCCUAUCAAGGAGUUGGAACAGACCUGGGAGCACGGAUUUACGAGUCUUAACUGCUUGCGAUGGGCUCCACAGCCGGGACAAGGACUCGUAUAUGCCAACAAUACCGGACAACUCAUUAUUAUGAGUUAAAGUGACCUAAGGUUAUAGAGCUCCUCGAACAAAGAGUACACAUACAAGUUUUGUCGGUACGUAGUUUAAGCGAUUCAUUUAAUUGAGGUUAAAUGUGCAUACUUUCUUGUGUUAUCAAACCUCAUCCAUUAGCUACGACUAAAUUAUGCGAUUGCAAAUCUACAAUGUGUAGUCACGAUGACCUCAGCUCGACCACAUGGUCUCCCUAAUACCAAAUCUCUUCAGCCGUUUACAGUUAGUACGAAAAUGCAUUAUACUUUUACUCUAACAUAGAAAAACAUAUCCUCAGAAUUGAAAUUGUUUUGUUUAACUAACGAUUGAUUUUUGGAACAAUUUGGAACGAAUUUAGAAAACCUCGUGGUUAAUAGUUUUAUGAUUUGUGAAAAUUUUAAAAUUGAGUGAAAUUAUAUUGUAUUAUUAAAAUGAAAUCGAAUCUAUACUUUUUACAAGAAAUUGUUUAGUAAAUUAUAAAUUAUGUUUGCUUAUAAUAUUUAACAAAAUUAUAUAGAUGUAAACGCCUGUUGUAAAUUAUUGCAGAAGCAUUGUACAGUUCAUAAAAUUAGUUUUCUUAAUAUGAUUGAUCUCUUUGUAUUAUGCGGUCUUAAAAUAUUUUCAUAAUUUUAACACUAGCUAGUAAUUAUAUCUACUACAACAAAAUUAGUUUAAGGUUCCCUAUUAAUUUAAAUAUCAUAAUUAGACACACGAUAAAAUUCACAAAUCAUAUUUUAAUAUCAUAGUUACUUAAUUUUUUUUAAUACUUCAAAUAAGGAAUGCCAUUUUCUUCAAAUAAGGAAUGCCAUUUU